Messenger RNA from Monopterus albus (swamp eel), 2370 nucleotides. It is a transcript of the gene zcchc17, whose product is annotated as zinc finger, CCHC domain containing 17. The coding region runs from base 162 to 887 and encodes 241 amino acids. Gene Ontology annotation, biological process: RNA stabilization. NCBI's taxonomy places the organism in Eukaryota, Metazoa, Chordata, Actinopteri, Synbranchiformes, Synbranchidae. The record is from RefSeq and is a predicted model, not a curated record. Gene Ontology annotation, molecular function: RNA binding; zinc ion binding. The transcript has 7 exons.
CUAUUUUGUACCGGAUGUAAAACUGAAUCGGCUCUGCUAACACGAAAGGUGAUAAUUUCUCAUAUUUUUCCUGAACUGGAGUUACAUUAUGCAAGUAUCAGUCUUCUAGAUCAACUCAAUGAUCAACUUAAUGAGACCAGCGAUCUACCACCACUGAGACGAUGUCAGACCGCGAUGGCCAAGCACCAGAGCCUGCUGGACUGGAUGGUCUGCCUCCUCUGUACAGCAUAGCUAAGGGAGAAGUGGUCUCCCUGCAGACCUAUGGAGCUUUUGUCAGACUGCCAGGAUACAAGAAAGAGGGGCUGGUACAUGUGAGUGAGAUGUCAGCCUCACGUGUUGAGAAUCCCUCAGAAAUUGUUGAUGUGGGGGAGCAGGUGUGGAUUAAAGUCAUUGGGAGAGAGAUUCAGGGUGACAAGCUGAAGUUGUCGUUCUCAAUGAAAGCUGUCAAUCAGGGAACAGGGCGGGACUUGGACCCAAACAAUGUCAUGGCAGAGCAGGAUGGUAGGCGACGUAAGCAUUUCAGAGACCAUACUGGCGACAGGAUCACACUGGAGGCUGUGCUCAACACAACAUGUUCAAAGUGUGGCUGCAAGGGUCACUUUACAAAAGACUGUUUCUCUGCUCCGGGCACGCAGUACGCUCUUUUACCUGAAGAGGACAAUGAAGAGCCACAGCAGCAGCCCUUAACAACUGCACAGCAACACUCUGACAAAAAGAAGAAGAAAAAGAAGGAGAAGAAAAUGAAAAAGAAGAAGAAAAGGGAGCGAAAGGAGUCAGAGAGCGAUGGCAGCAGCAAUGAUGAAUGCAAAUAUAAGAGGAAGCGCCAUGACCACACUCAUGACAAAAAGAAGCAACACAAGAAACAUAAGUCACACAAACACAGCUGAGACAGCCACACACAUAUACAGCCACACUGCAGCUAUCAGACAAAAGCAAAAAGAGAAGUGGUAAGCAACAGACGGACUGACCGACUUCCAGCUGGAACUCUUAACAAUAUCCCCACAACAGCUUAUUAUAGAAACCUUCAUGCAUUUAAGUUAAAGAAGGUUGUGUUUACUGUCUCUACAUAUUAUUGAAAGCAGAAUCAGAAACCUCCUAUCAAGCUUAAAAAAAAAUCAAAAGGACCCAAAACCCCCGGAAAAAACAAAAAUCAGGUGACAAGCCACACAUGUCCUAUAGUAACCUAUCGCUCUCCCACAGAGGAGUUUACACAUAUGUAACCUGAUAGGUUUAAGCGAUAUGGCAGCAAGUGGCUCUCCCUUUAGAAGUUCAUGUAUUGUUUACAGCUAUCUAGUUUCCAAUGCUUUGAGAAAUCCAAAAAGCAAACACAAGACAGCAAAGUCAACUCAUAGUGGCUUUGACAUGAAAAUGAUUCAAAUAUUCCAAACACAGGAAGUAGUAAACACAGACAGGAAGUGUAAUCAAACAUAAGAGAGUGUGACAGGAACCUCAUGCUAUGGUGAUAUCCUGAGGUUGUCCACCGCAUAUUGUGCAUCUAUGUGUAGAUAAAUGUGUGUUUGUGUAUCUUGUUCCCAGGGGGCUGCUCACAGUACACACACCCCUCUUUGUGCAUCUCAACUGCUAACCCCAUUAAAGGUGUUUUUCUAAAGUUAAAAAAAAACAAAAAAAACCUCUUGAUGUCUUUGUUCCUGGACAUUGUCCUCACAGUCAGUCCCUGGGGAACCAAAACACAAGCAUAAGAAGCUCUGAUCCAUCCUAGUGUCAUACCAGGUCAGUGCUAGAAUGAAAUAUUUACACAACAUAGACGUCAGGCCACCUGAGGUCAUGGUGGCACAAAGACAAAGUGCUGCUUGUCAAUAUACAGUAAAGACAAUGUUGGGAAAUAACACCUUAACUGGUUUGUGUUGUUUUGACCUAGUUUUCAAGCAUCUACAUGUAGGAUUGUGUAGUGAUUUUUAUUUUCAGCUUCAGUGAAUGAACUGUUAAUGUAGAAAAAUGUAUGGUCAGUCUGAAGACUCCUCUUAAUUUUCUUAUGUUCUACUAAUUAUUUGCACCAGAUGAACAAGCUGAAUUUAAUACACCCUGCUAAACAUUUAGUAUGAAUCCAAGUUUGCACAACCAAAUUUGCCAGGUUGUUGCAUUAUUGAAGAUACAGUAAUUUGAAUGUAACAUGAUUAAAAAUGAGCAGUUUGCAUAUUUGUUCCACUUGUAUAACAAUGUUUGACGUGACCUUGGGGAGACCUGGAGGUUGAUUUUCCUCAUACAGGACAUCCUUGAAAUAUGUAGCAUGCAUGUUUCUAGAAGGGACUAUCUAAUUUAUCUUGUACAUCCUUGUACACUGUAUCAGAUUGUAUUGAUUUCCAGACAGAAGAAUUUCAAUUUGGAUUAAAAAGGGCUAUUCAUACUGCU